UGCCUACUACCUCUAGAGAGAGAUACAUUUGCGUGUGCGCGAGUGUAGAGAGAACGAGGGAGAGAUAGCGGGUGUCCCUGCUCUGGAGUCGACGGUUGCCGCAGCAUCCAGUCUCGGUAGCAGUUCCAUUCAUAAAAAAAAGGCAACCCGAACGACUGAGAAGUGGAAAGCAGCGCCAUCAGUGAGCGGAAAGAAACCAAAUACAAAUUAUGGAUGCUGGCAGUCGGUUACCAGUAGCAGCGGAGGGGACCGGUACGGCGGACACAAUCACCGCCACGAUCAAGGUGGAGGUGGUGGAUGCGGCGGAACAGAAGCAGCAGAAGCAACAGCCGAGCGAUCAGCACCACCACAGUGUUGGCGUUGAGGAGGAUGAGGGUGGCGGUACGAAGCGUACAAGACGUUCAUCCGCUGCUGAUCCAAUUGCGGAGCGACCCGCCGGCCCCGACGACGACAUUGAACGGCGACGAGAAAGUGGCGAAGGACGUGCGACCAUCGAUCGUCGCGGUAGCAGCGGAAGCAACAGUAGCGGCGCUAGCAGCAGUAGUAACAAAAACAACAACCACAGCAGCAGCAGCAGCAGCAGCAGUAGUAGCAGCGGCAGCAGUAAGAAACAGCGCAGUGAUAAGCUGCACCAGUUUACGGAUGUGCUGCUCGAGCGCAACCUAAGUAGCAACUCGUCAGCGGCAACCGCCGCCGCCUACCACCAUAAUAAUAUCAAUGACAGCAACAACAACAACAAUGGUCGCAGCAGUAGUGUGCGCGGAAGCAAGCGAUCACUCGAUAUGACUACCUCCAUGCUUAUGCUGCAGCAACGGCGCCAGGCUCAGCUUGUUGGCCAACAGGCGGACACCAUUUCGGCCUUCGAUAAAGGUGCUGAUGGGUACGAGCAACAGCAGCAAUCGCAUGCCGCCGCAUCAUUGCCGCCACCGCCGCCACUUGCCGAUGAAGCUGAUCAGCAACACCACCACCACCACCACCACCACAGCCAAUGGCGUCGCAAGUGUCCGAUUUGCGACGAGCUGCUGGCAAGCAACCACGAUCUGACCGAGCACGUCCGUUCGCAUCAUGCCGUGGAGCAGCAACAGCAGCAGCAGCAGGCCUCGUCCGGGCGGGAAUCGGCGCAGAGUGUCGGCGCUGCCAGCGGCACCACCAGUACCUUUGUCUGCAAAAUCUGCUCGAAGGUACUGUCGUCGGCUUCGUCGCUCGAUCGCCACGUCCUGGUGCACACCGGCGAACGACCGUUCCACUGUAAGCACUGUGCGCUCACCUUCACCACGAACGGGAACAUGCAUCGGCAUAUGCGCCUGCACAAGAACUCGCCCGGGCGCGACAGUAUCGAGCAGCACAGCAGCAGCGGCGACGGUGGUGCCACCGGUAGCGAAGGUGGCGUACUGCCACCGGCGGCUUCUUCCGAUGGUGGUGGUGGUACCUCCUCCUCCUCCUCCGCCACCGCUGGCGGCAAGGUUCGCCGGCGAAAGCGUGCCGAGCCGCAGCAACAACAGCAGGACCAGUUGAUCGUAGCGGCCACCGCAGCAGCAGCAGCAGCAGCAGCAUCGCACCGGUCCAGAUUCGAAGCGGGGGAGCAGGAAGAGCAGGAAGACCGUAAGCAGCUAAACCAGCAGUUAAUGGAGGAGAUGAAGCCGCAGCAGCAGCAGCAAUUGGAGAGCGGUGAUGACGAGGAAGAGGAGGAACCACAUCCUGGUGGUGAUGGUGGUGGGCGUCGUCGCCGUCGUCGCCGUCGACGCCGUACCGCCAUUAUUGCCCACUGCGUAGAUGAACAGCAGGGGCAACAACACGAGGAAGAGAAGGAGGAGGAAGAAGAAGAACAGGAGCACGAGGAUGAUGGCGACGAGAUGAUGCUGCUGGUUGGGGGUGGGAAGCGAAGGGCAACACCAUCGGGGAUUGGCGGUGGUGGUGGUGGUGGUGGUGGUAAGCAUCACCGUAAGGUGCGCACGAUCAACAACAACCUGCUGGAGGGUUCGGUGGUUGAGACUGGUGGCGACGGUGGUGGUGACGGUGGCGGUGGUGGCCAGCGCUUCUGUUGUCCGGUGUGCGUGCGCAACGACUUCGGCAGCAUGCUGAUGCUGGAGAACCACCUGGACCGGGAGCAUCCGUCCAUACCGGCCAAGUGUCGCCACUGUGAGACCGUGUUCCGCAGCCACAAAGCGCUGAAUGCGCACCGGUGCUGCAACAACAACUACCAGAACAUCACGCCCGGCUUCAAGGAUCUCACCUUCGUCGACUUCUCGAGCGAGAAGUUUCCGCUGAUUGCGAAAAACUUGUGCGAACAGAGCAUCCGGACGCCGGUGACGAACCAGAAGUACGAGUGCGGCCGCUGCUACCGUGCCUUCCCGUGCUCGCAGACGCUGACCAUGCACGCCGCCGAGUGUGGCGUCGGUGGCGGUAAGAAGCGCAAGCGCGCCCCGAGUGACUCCGAUGCGUCCGAUGUGCCGUCCGAGGUGGCCUCUUCCUCGGACGGUAGUGGGCGUGACACCGAUCCAGCGCACCAACAGCAGUGGCACCAGUCGGCACACCAGCAUCACCACCACCACCACCAGCAGCAGCAGCAGCAGCAGCAGCAGCAGCUAUUGCAUCAUCAUCAUCAGCAGCAACGUCGUGAGGAUUUCUUUGCCAAUCUGGACCUACAGAACCGCUCGAUCGGUGGACUGUCGGAAGCACCGACCACACCGUCCUCGCUGGAGAAGUCGUUCUCUUCCCCGAUGGUCAAACUCGAACCACUCGAUUCACCGACCGGCGGUGGGGGCGGCGGUAGUGCGUCCACCACCAUGCACACGUUGUACUAUCACCACUCCAGCCCAGUGGCCGGUGGUACGGCUCUGUUCCAACACCAUCACCACCAGCAGCAGCAUCUUCAGGAUGGUGGCAAGGAUCUGGCCGAUAUCCAGAGCAUUAUCAACGUGGCAUCGUCGGGCGGGCUGUUUGGGCGGCAGCAGCUGGACGGUGUGACCACCGACAGCAGCCACACCACGCCCCUGUCCGGGCUGGGCGGCGGACUGGGCGAUGGGCUGAUGGGCAAGGACUGUGGCGGUAGCACCAGCAGCGUGUACGCCCAUUCGACCGGUUCCCGCGGUGAUGACGGGGAGGAGGCCCAGGACGCGUUUACGGCCGAGUUCCGGCGCAUGAAGCUACGGGGCCAGUUCCCGUGCCGGAUCUGUACCGCGGUCUUUCCGAACCUGCGGGCACUCAAGGGCCACAACCGGUCGCACGUGACGGCGGCCGGACCGGGACCGUACCAGUGCAACAUGUGCCCGUACGUCAUCAACGAUAAGGCCACCCUGAUCCGCCACAUGCGCACCCAUAACGGGGACCGACCGUACGAGUGUGCCCUGUGUAACUACGCGUUCACGACGAAAGCGAACUGCGAGCGGCACCUGCGGAACCGGCACGGGCGGACGACGCGGGACGACGUGAAGCGGGCCAUCAUCUAUCACCCAUCGGAGGACUCGUCGUGUGAGGAUCCGCUGAAGAAGCUGCACCUGUUCAAUACACCGCCCGCCGACUAUGAGCCGACCGGGGCGACCACCGGCCAGCGCCAUCAUCACCACCACCACCACCAUGCCGCCCUGCUCGGUGGCUACGAUGAGCAGCAGCAGCUGAAGGACCACCUACAGCAGCAGCAACAGCAGCGCAGCAGCACACCACUGUCAUCGACUUCGUCGCACUUGAAGGAUAUGCUGGUGCCACCGGUGGCACUACCGCCGCUGGGUUACGUUUCCGGCACCACCAUCACCACCAACCCACUGCUCGACACUAGCCUACUGCUGCAGACACCUCCUGGCGGCGGCGGUGGUGGUGGUUGUGACGGGGGUAGUGUGACUUUUGGAGCGGCAGCCAUCGGGGCGAAGAUUCAGGUGAAGAGUCUGGAGAAACUGAACCAGCUGACACCACCACAGGAGGAGGAGGAGGAGGAGGAGGAGGAGGAACUGCAGGAGAGCUACGGACCGCUCAACGAUACGAGUGGCGAACUAACACCGAUACCACCACCACCACACCGUCCAAAGCAGCAACCUACGGUAGCAGCAGCAGCAGCAGCAACCGUACCGACCCAGCGUCCCAUCGAUCUGAGCAUGGACGCGCUCGAUUUGAGCAAGAAACCGUCGAGCUCGAGCAGGAAGGUGGCUGCCACCACCACCGACGAAGAUGAUGACAACGAGGACGAUGAGGUGGACGACGAGGAGCACGAUGAACAGCAGCAGCAGCAGCACUACGAGAAGGGAUCGGUGGUUGAAGCCCGACUGAACGGGGAUAGGAAGUGUAAUGGGGAAGCCGCUGCCGCUGCCACUGGUGCUGAUUCUGCUGAACGGCGGCGCCGUCCCCACCACCGCCAUGGUGCAGAUGUGGAGGAGGUAGAUAACGAGGAAAUCGAGGAGAACGAAGAGGAACACAUUGAAGAGGAGGAAGAGGACUACGAGGACGAGGAAGAGGCUAAUGCAAUCGAAAGCAAACAGAGAUCCGUAGCAGCAGCAGCAGCUGCUGCAGCUGCUGACUAUACCAAGCACCACACAAAGCUGAACCUUUCGGCGCCGCAACCACAGCAGCACCAUCACCAUCAGCAGCAGCUUCAACAGCAACAGCAGCAGCAGCAGCAGCAGCAGCAACUGCUGAUGAGCGAAGCGUUCUCGAAGUUCGAUCAGGUGAACUUUUUGCAGCUGUAUCAGCUCUGCACCCAGCUCAACUCGCUGCAGUUACCCUCGUUCCCGUCGCCGCUACACACGGCUGCCGCCGCCGCCGCCGCCCCAUUCCUGCAGAACUCGAUGCUGGCGGCCGCCGCUGCCGGUGGCCCACUGGGCGAUCUGUUCGGCAAAGACUUUGGCCUUGGUACGUUGCCAAAUUUAGCGGCUGCUGCGGCUGCAGCAGCAGCGGCAGCGGCCGCUUCUACCGGUCGCAGCACCGGUGGGCACUCCUCGCGUGGUGGUGGUGGUGCUGGUAGUGGUGCUGGUGGCAAUACCAACCCAUACGCCUCACUACUGUCCAUGAGUAACCCGUUCCACUCUGGCGCCGCUGAAGCAUCGGUGAAAGGGACCGGAGCAUCAUCGGCCAACCUGAUUGCCGCUCCAUCAUCGACCAGCAGCAGCUCCUCAGCGUCGUCACUACUCCGCCAGUCAUCACCGAUUUCAUCGUUGGCAUCGCCCGGCAGCAAGACAACCACACAUCAUCAUCAUCAUCACCAUUCCCAGGCGGCGGCUGCAGCGGCCGCAGCAGCAGCAGCAGCUGCGGCAGCCGCUGGCUACGGUGUCCCACCACCACCACCACCCGGUGGGACCACUAGUGGUGGUCCGGUCAAAAUGGUCAUCAAGAACGGGGUGCUCAUGCCGAAGCAGAAACAGCGACGGUAUCGCACCGAGCGCCCGUUUGCCUGCGAGCACUGUUCCGCUCGGUUCACGCUCCGCUCGAAUAUGGAGCGCCACAUCAAGCAGCAGCAUCCCCAGUUCUGGUCACAGCGCCAGCGUGGUGGUGGCCAUCACCUGAUGCGCCGUGGCAGUGGGGGACCGUCGGGUGCGGCGGCAGCAGCAGCUGCGGCGGCCGCUGCAGCAGCAGCAGCAGCCGCCACUGCUGCAGCCGGUGGCUCACUGGCCGCCGCUCUGCAAGGUGGCGUGUUCGGUGGACCAGGAACAGGAGCAGGAGGACUAUCUAGUGGCAGCAGCGGCGGUGGUCAAGCUAUCUCGGAGCAGGUCAAGUAUGCGAUCUUGGCGCAGCAAUCGGGCAAGGGAGGACCUGGAGUUGGUGGGCUCGGAUUGCACCCGCUACUACAGAACAUGAUCACGCAUCAGCAGCAGGGUGGUGGUAGUCAAGGUGGUGCCGCAUCCGACCAUUGGAAUGCCUCGAAUGGAGCUGGUGUCGUGCAGCAGGAGCAGCAGCAUCUGUCGCAGGUGAUCACACCGAUACACCACCACCGUUCCAAUCUGACGCUCAGCGAGCGUCGUAGCUAUCAGGACAAGACAUCGGUUUUGCACAAUCACAACCACCACCACGCCCAUCACCGCCAGCAUCGGCAUCGUCGCCGUUGUCUGCAGCCCGAGCUCGAUGAGCUCGAUGAGGAACUGCAUCACCAGCAACAGCAGCAGCAGCAGCAGCAACUGGAACAGGAACGCCACGACGCCAAUCGCCAUGAUAGCGCCGUUUCACCUUUUCCCUCCGACGGCACACUAGCGGAGCGGCCGAAGCACCACGCGGCCAACGAGCGGCGGGAGCAGGACGAAGAAGAGGCGGAGGACGACUCGACCCAGCAGCUCGUAAUCGACGAGGAAGAGGAUGUGAAGGAGGACGAGCAAGAGGAGAGGGAAAAAGAGGAAAGAGAAGGUGCCGGGUCGAAAUCCGACUCGGAGCGUCGUGACGGUGGAACAGAGGUGAUCCCGCAAGCCAACAACAGCACCAGCGGUGGUGAGCAUAAUGGCGGCGGCAGUGGCGUCGUUGCAGCCAUCACGAACCGCAUACUCAAACAGAAGCUGGAACAAGGUCUCAACCUGGGCUCGAGUGCUUCCUCCGAGCAGCAGCAGCAGCAGCAGCAGCAGCAGCAGGUUGCUGCUCAAGCGGUGGCCAAAGAUAUCCUCGAGCAGGCAAAGCAACAACAGGAGCAGCAGAAACAAUCACCACCAGCGCAAUCCAGCGCUAGCGUUAUCGAUGAGGGCAUCAGCAACAGUGACCUGGUGCCGGUUGCCAAACUGCUCGACAAUGCGACACACAACAAUGCGGCGCUGGAAAGUUACUUCAGCAGACCCGAAGUGGUGCCACUGGCACACGAUCACAGCGACGAGGAGGGCCUGGUGGCGUCCGGGUCCGCGUCCGAGAGUAACAACUCCGGCACCGACGAUCCGUACCCAUCGGCGGUCGCGCUGCUGCACCAGCAGCAGAAGAAAAAGUCCGCGUACAGCCUGGCACCGAACCGGGUCAGCUGCCCGUACUGUCAGCGCAUGUUCCCGUGGUCGAGCUCGCUGCGGCGUCACAUCCUCACGCACACCGGCCAGAAGCCGUUCAAGUGCUCCCAGUGUACGCUACUGUUCACCACCAAGUCGAACUGCGACCGGCAUCUGCUGCGCAAGCACGGUGACGUCGAGUCGGCCGUUUCGAUACCGGUACCGAUCGACGAUCUGCUCGAUCCGAAACCGGAACCGAUCCCGGUAGCCGUGGCCGAGGCGAUGAACAAACGGUCGUCCGGUGGUAAGCAGCAGCAGCCGUCCAGCAAGGGUGGCACUGUCUCAGCUGCUGCGGGUACCGGCAGCGGGCCGGCGGCGGCAGGCUUACCGGGCCUGGCGCCCACCGAGCUAGAGCCCCUGGACGGUGGCGGCGGUCUGUCAGCAACAGUGGAACAGCAGGGCCAAGAAGAAGAGGACAAUGAAGACGAGGAUGAUACGCCUGGUGAUGAUGCUACUGCGACGCACGUGGUGCGACGGAAGGAACUGCCGGAUGGCGUGACGGAGAGGGUCGAGAAGUCGAACAGUGGGGGGAGAAGCAGCCCCCUAUCAGCUGCUCUAGUAACCAAUGGUAGCACCGCGAGUAGUGACGCUGAAUCGUCAGGUGGUAGUCCCGAUGGGCACAACCUCCGCCAGGAUGCUAGCGGGCGAGUCACCAAGGCAUCUGCGCCGGUUCUGAAUGAUCUCGAGGCGAAGCAAGAAGAGGAGGAGCAGCAGCAGCAGCAGCAGCAGGAGGAAGGGCAGAUCGAUGAUGACGAUGAAGAAGACGAAGCAGCUGUUGGCGGUACCGCCGGCGAUCGCAGCACCGGUCUGGCGGAUCUACCGUUCAAGUGUCAUCUGUGCGAAAGCUCGGCUGCGAACCGGGGCGCCUGUCUCGAGCACAUGCGCCAGUGUCAUCCGCAGGACUUUGAAGCGCUACGGUCGAAGGUGGCACUAGACGCGGCUGGUGGUGGUGGUGGUGGUGGUGCUAGUGGCGGUGACAGUGACGGCCAGACAGUGACCACCAACUCGCCGGAUGAGGAGGAUGAGAGCGGCAACAAUGAUACGGCUACGUGCAGUCCCAGACUCCAUAGUAACAACAACAACAACAACAACAAUAGUCACAGCAACAACAACAACAACAACAACAACGGUGGCAAGUAUCCCGACUAUGCCAACAGGAAGGUUAUCUGCGCCUUCUGUAUGCGUCGCUUCUGGUCGGCGGAAGACCUGAGACGCCAUAUGCGGACACACUCCGGUGAGCGACCGUUCCAGUGUGACGUUUGCAGUCGCCGCUUCACCCUCAAACACAGCAUGCUGCGCCACCGGAAGAAACAUGCCAUCAACGGGUGCGGCGGCGGUGGCGGCGCUUCUCACCAUGACCGGCAUUCGUCUCGGCGAGUUUCCACCGGCCCCAACCCCUCCAACGGCUACCGCUACCACGACCGUGACGACGAUGAUUACCACAGUGGUCGAUCCGACCUCAGCGACGAAGACUACUCGUCUUCCUCCGCCUCGGCCUCACCCAGUCCGUCCACUCCGGCGCUCCCAACGGCAGGCCGGCUCGUCAGGAAGCAAAGGAAGCAGCAGCAGCACCACCAGCUGCACUACAACAACUCGGAACUGAUUGGCAAUCUGCUCGGCAUCAGCGACCAGGGCAUCCUUAGCCGGGUGCUGCUCUCGUCCGCAUCCGAAGCGGCCAAGCUGUUGGGUGUACACAAGUAGUAGCAGCACUUGUAUGUACGGCGGCCGUCUGUGUAUAGUCUGUGCUUUGCUCCACUCAACACAGCUCCUCAACACGCCUUCGUCGGUGUCGUUGUAUGCCGUUGCCCCCCCCCCCCCCCCCC
Anopheles aquasalis is the source of this 8758-nucleotide messenger RNA. It is a transcript of the gene peb, whose product is annotated as zinc finger protein pebbled. Gene Ontology annotation, cellular component: nucleus. Gene Ontology annotation, biological process: regulation of transcription by RNA polymerase II. NCBI's taxonomy places the organism in Eukaryota, Metazoa, Arthropoda, Insecta, Diptera, Culicidae. Gene Ontology annotation, molecular function: RNA polymerase II cis-regulatory region sequence-specific DNA binding; DNA-binding transcription activator activity, RNA polymerase II-specific. The record is from RefSeq and is a predicted model, not a curated record.